Messenger RNA from Lutzomyia longipalpis, 895 nucleotides. Its product is annotated as ribonuclease kappa. The transcript has 3 exons. The record is from RefSeq and is a predicted model, not a curated record. NCBI's taxonomy places the organism in Eukaryota, Metazoa, Arthropoda, Insecta, Diptera, Psychodidae. Bases 110 to 397 code for a protein of 95 amino acids. Gene Ontology annotation, molecular function: RNA endonuclease activity.
GGGUGUGUCACAUGAUUUUCUUGCUCACCUGACACAUCUCGCAGAGUGGAAUUUUUGCAAAUUUGCAUUCAUUUUCUUGUGUUAAAUUCCCCAAAAAAGUACAGAAAAGAUGCCAGUUUGCGGACCUAAACUCUCCCUCUGUGGACUCAUCAUUUCCGUAUGGGGAAUAAUUCAGCUGGUCCUUAUGGGAGUAUUCUACUACAUCCACAGUGUGGCCCUGAUUGAAGAUCUCCUCCUGGAAGAACAUUAUCCGGGACCAGUUGAAUUCUAUGCUGCUGCAGAUAAGGCAUACAGCCAGAAUGCAUACAAUUGCUGGAUUGCAGCCUGCAUCUAUGUGCUCACCCUUGUCAUUUCUGGACAGCAGUUCUACGCCAAUAGUCGUUCCACAGCAAAUUAAUGUAGUCAUCCCAAAAAAAUGCAUAAUUUAAUUAUGAUUUCAUCAAUAAUUGUGUGUAUAUCUUUAAUAUUACCUACAAAUUAACUCUAAAGUACCCCCAAAAUUUUGGCGCAAGAAACCCCUUCCGUUUAUUGCGCAGAAAUCCUUGAUUUUGAUAAUUCUUGGACAAAACAAGAUUUAAUUUAUUGUUGUAAUAAAAAUCUUUUUACGUCAAUCCUGUACGAAGAAACUUUACCAUGUAAAAAUUUGACUUUGUGGGUACUUUAGUGUUAAAUACUAGAAAAAGAAACAUUAUUCUGCUUGGAAAGACAUUCCUGUAAAUAUUCGUCUAAAUAGAUCCAGUGGUGUGCAUCGAUAAAUUCAAAAUCAACAUGUUCUUUUUUUUCCAAUUCAUUCUAGCAGAGUCAGAUUAUCGCAGGACUAAAACCGAAAAUGUAUUGAGUAAUUUUAAAAGAAUGUUACUUAUUUUAGUUGAAAAAUAAACUGGUAAGACAAAAA